AUGGAUAAAUUAAGGAGAGCAUUAAGUGGUAAUGAUCAAUGUGAUGAAGAAAGUGGUAUUAUUACUCAGGUUAUGAAUGAAAGUACGUUAAGUUGGUCAACUCGAAUAAAAGGUUUUGCUAUUUGUUUUAUUGUUGGUCUUCUCUGCUCCUUCCUUGGAUCCUUUGCAUUAUUUUUACACAGAGGACUUACAGUAUUUGCUAUAUUUUAUACAUUAGGGAAUAUCAUCUCAUUAACAAGCACAUGUUUUCUAAUGGGUCCAUUCAAUCAGUUUAAGAAAAUGUUUGCAACUACAAGAGUGAUUGCAACUAUUUUAGUAUUUGCGGCAAUUGCAUUAACAUUAUUUGCAGCUUUACAUCUGAAGAAUGCUGGAUUGGCUCUUUUAUUUAUAAUUAUUCAAUCAUUGGCAAUGACUUGGUAUUCUUUGUCGUAUAUUCCCUAUGCACGUGAUGCUGUUAAAAAGACUAUUGAAUCAUGUAUCACAUGA
Molecule: messenger RNA, 486 nt
Organism: Eufriesea mexicana
Lineage: Eukaryota; Metazoa; Arthropoda; Insecta; Hymenoptera; Apidae
Product: vesicle transport protein SFT2A
Exons: 4
Coding region: 1-486 (161 amino acids)
Biological process (GO): vesicle-mediated transport
Cellular component (GO): membrane
Source: RefSeq, a predicted model, not a curated record